ACUACAGAUCCCACAAUGCCCCGCGCGAACACCACAGCGCAGUUCGCGCAUGCGUACAACUCCUACGACUCCAAGAUGGCCGACACAGCGACCGGCAGCUCCGGCACGAGGGCGGCCGGGAAGCAGACGAGCACCCCGGCCGAUAACUACUACCUGGCUCGGAGGAGGACGCUGCAGGUGGUGGUCAGCUCCCUGCUCACCGAGGCCGGCUUUGAGAGCGCCGAGAAGGCAGCGGUGGAGACACUGACGGAGAUGCUGCAGAGCUAUAUCUCUGAAAUGGGAAGGAGCGCCAAGUCCUACUGUGAGCACACAGCCCGGACACAGCCCACGCUCUCUGAUAUCGUGGUUACCCUGGUGGAAAUGGGCUUCAAUGUGGAAACGCUUCCCGCAUAUGCCAAGCGCUCCCAGAGGAUGGUCAUCACUGCCCCUCCUGUGACAAACCAGCCUGUGACUCCCAAAGCCCUGACAGCCGGGCAGAACAAGCCACAUCCAUCCUAUAUUCCCAGCCAUUUCCCGGAGUUUCCGGAUCCUCACACUUACAUCAAGACCCCAACAUACCGGGAGCCUGUGUCUGAUUAUCAGGUCCUGCGGGAGAAGGCAGCAUCACAGCGGCGCGAUGUGGAGCGAGCCCUGACCCGCUUCAUGGCUAAGACAGGAGAAACACAGAGUCUCUUCAAGGAUGAUGUCAGUACCUUCCCCUUGAUUGCAGCCAGGCCUUUCACUGUCCCCUACCUGACAGCUCUUCUCCCCUCUGAGCUGGAGAUGCAGCAAAUGGAAGAGACGGAUUCAUCUGAGCAAGACGAGCAGACAGACACCGAGAACCUGCCCCUGCACAUGAGCACGGAUGAUUCAGGACCUGAGAAGGAAAACACUUCGGUGUUACAGCAGAACACCUCCCUGUCAGGCAGUCGGAAUGGGGAGGAAAACAUGAUCGACAAUCCCUACCUCCGGCCAGUGAAGAAGCCCAAGAUCCGCAGAAAGAAGUGAGGAUUUACUCUCGGAAGAGAUGGGGGACAUGGAAGUUUCUUGCUGCUCAGUGCUUCCCGAUGGGCUUUGCAGGAUACAAAGGCAUCAUUCAUUUGUGGCUGGCUGGCAGGCUGGAAAAGAAACUUCUGCAACCAACCCUGCCUCGCCCUAUAAUCUAAGGAGCAUGUAUUAAGAGAGGCAGAAAAAUCCCAGAGAGGGUUUCUUUCUUUGGAUUCUUGGCAGGUAAAAGCAAACAGACUUUUCCUUUCUAAACUAAAGGUGACUGGCGCAUCGGUAGGAGAGUGUACAGAGUGAAGAUGGCAUUUCAUUCCCACUCUUCUGUCUGCAGCUGCACUUCAAAGUGCUGAAGUGUGGUGUUUACCCUAUUCUGCUUUGAGGUUAUUUUCCAGCAGUGUGAAUGUCAGGAUUCAACAGCUGCUUCAGGCUAUUUUUCAGUUCUAUUGUUAGUUUCAACACAGCACAACUCCUUGGAGAGUUCCUGCCUCCACCAGUUGGUUUGAAAGAUGCUGUGCUAAAACACUUGGAAUAUGGAAUAAAGCUGUAUGGAUAAAGCAGUCCACAAGGCCAUUCUAUUGAUUGCACUUUAUUUUGUCCAAAACACGAGCUUUUAUCAACAGAAGUUGCUCUUUUUUCCCCCCUCUUUAUUUCCCUGGAGAAGAAGACUUUAUUUCAGCAGUGAAAACAACUGGUGAUGGGAGUAUUGUAAUUGUUAGCUCCUUCUAGAGGGCUUUGCUUUCAUUUUCCUCAAGCUUUGCUUAGGCAAAAUAUAAGUUAAAUUCCUUUGACAAGAGACUCCUGUAGUUUGGUCCAGUCCCCAGAGCAUCUCUUCUGGAUGAGAGCAUGGUGCAGGGAGAGGCAGCAGAGGCUUCCAGGCAGCUCAAGGAGUAGCUGAGUGCAAGGAGCCUCUUGCAGUCCCCAGGAAGAUCAGGGUUCUGUGUGUCCAUGUUAAGGCAUCCUCCCAAGCCUCCCUCUUCCCCAUCACCCAUGGAGGGGGGAGAUAAAAAGGAGCUAUUGUUUCAGUGAGGAGCAUUCUGGACUCGGAUCUCUAGCAAAAGAAGCCCUGCGUGUGCCACUGUCACUUCUGCGGUGCCUUGGUUGUACAGAGAUGUUGUGUAUGUUUGUAUAUAUAGAAAUGUUUAUCUUUUUUUACUUGGAUUAAGCAUUUUUGGUAAUGAGAAAACCCCUCUGGGGAGGGGAAAAGUGUACAAUGAAACCUGUGAUUUCUAUGUUCAUAAUAAAAGAAACUUUAUCUCCUACAAGCAAAA
Messenger RNA from Melopsittacus undulatus (budgerigar), 2252 nucleotides. RefSeq names its product TATA-box binding protein associated factor 8 (gene TAF8). Gene Ontology annotation, cellular component: transcription factor TFIID complex. Lineage: Eukaryota; Metazoa; Chordata; Aves; Psittaciformes; Psittaculidae. Gene Ontology annotation, biological process: transcription initiation at RNA polymerase II promoter. Gene Ontology annotation, molecular function: protein heterodimerization activity. The transcript has 9 exons. The record is from RefSeq and is a predicted model, not a curated record. Bases 16 to 987 code for a protein of 323 amino acids.